AUGGGCCUCAAGGAACAGCUGCAGCAAGGCUUGGCAGGCAUCGGAGCGUAUGCCCUGUGCCUCCUGGGUUUGCUGCUGGGCCCCUCCGGGCUCUUGGGGGGCCUCUUCGGACCGUUGCUGGCCCUGGUGUGCCUGGCCAUGAUCUUUGUGAGCCUCGAGCUGAGAGAGCUGAGCCGACGAGUCCAAUGA
Effrenium voratum is the source of this 189-nucleotide messenger RNA. NCBI's taxonomy places the organism in Eukaryota, Dinophyceae, Suessiales, Symbiodiniaceae. The record is from the annotation of a GenBank genome assembly.